Chlamydomonas reinhardtii is the source of this 989-nucleotide messenger RNA. RefSeq lists its product as uncharacterized. The transcript has 2 exons. The record is from RefSeq and is a predicted model, not a curated record. The coding region runs from base 327 to 515 and encodes 62 amino acids. Lineage: Eukaryota; Viridiplantae; Chlorophyta; Chlorophyceae; Chlamydomonadales; Chlamydomonadaceae.
GUAACGUUACAUUGCUUAGUUGUCAAUCGUGAAGGCAAACACAUUUCCUGACAAAAGUAAUUUGGGCACUUGUAGCUAUAGUGCUCUUCCUUCUAUUUGAGUUCUCUUCUCUGGUAGUAAGCUCUUUGCCACUGCAAGCGACCACAACUCAGGGUGCACUGCACGCCUCAGGCAAGUAAACUAUUCAACCUCUCUUCCCUUGAACGAAACUUGGCCACUUUCCGGUGCUCGCUUGUAGCCUUCGGCGUGCAGGUCGCAUUCGCGCCAGACUCAGACGAAGCCGCGCUCAGCCAUUAAAUCCAAUUGGACGAGCCCAACGGUGGACAAUGCCUGCUGCCGACGUGCUCCCACUCGUGCGCCUGCCGACUAGCGCCAACCGCCCGUGUGCGUCACUACAGUCAGGCAGCUUCCGAGCCGGCCCGCCGUACAACUACCUGCUCACAUUCGCGCAGCUGCCGACUGCCACGCUACCUCCUGUACGGCUGAGGGGGGUGGGGGUGCCGUACACGAGUUAGUUGGGGGUUAGUCGGAGCUGUCCCAGGAUGAAGCAUUGCCAGCAUUGCGGAUUUGCGGUGCAACAGCAGUAGGUAAGAAUGCGGAUGUUACAGAGGGGACAGUCCCAGCACCCGUAGGUAAGGCUUGGAAUUUGAGGUGCUCCUCCGGGCUCUACUCCUGCUCCAGCUCAUCACCACAGGACCUGAAGAGGCCCAAAGCCCAGGUUCAAGCCCGCCGUGGGCACCUGUGGGCACAGGCCAAGAAGCCGUUGUCAUAGGCCAAGCUGUCGGCCUCGCACAUGAUGGUGUGUGAUCAGGGGAGGCACGCGUUGCUGGUGCUGUGUGAAGCUGCGGGCCAGCUUAAGUACGUCUGUGCCGGGACCCAGGCCGCUUCACAGUGCGCUGCUGGGCGCACGUUCGCUGCUGUUUUAGACAACACGUUAGAAUGCAGGUACCCGCUUGGAUUCAGCCCUAGCAAUAAGCCACAAUCUCGCG